Phyllotreta striolata is the source of this 3131-nucleotide messenger RNA. The record is from the annotation of a GenBank genome assembly. Lineage: Eukaryota; Metazoa; Arthropoda; Insecta; Coleoptera; Chrysomelidae.
UUCCGGCGUCGCUCACGAACCGAAUUACAUCUAGUCACCUAGUUCGCUCGUCUAAUUAUCCAAACAAAACCGACGAUAAGAUAACAACAUGAGCCGCGUCCUCUCCGACGACAUGGCCAAAUUCCUCGAAGACGCCCUCGACGUCCACCUGCCCGACUGGGACGUCGUCCUGCACGGCGGCAACGAGAAGGGCGAGGGCUUCCUCGGCGACAUGCUGUUCGUCUCGCUGAAGCGCAGGACCGCCGAAGACGAGCACCACCUGGUGAUCAAGCAAGUGCUGCCCUGCGACUCGGAGAGCGCCACCAAACUCAUGUCGAUGACCUACCGCAACGAGAUCCACGUCUACCAGCGGAUCCUCCCGGCGCUGCGCGCUUUCCGCGAGGCCCACCCGGAGGUGGGCCCCUUCGACGUGGCCCCCAGGUGUUACGGCGCCGACGAGACCGGCGGCGAGGAGAAGAUCUGCUUCAGGAACGCGAAGUACGACGGGUACGAGAUGCACCCGAAGAAGGACGCCCUCGGCGCCGGCCUGAUGGAGGAGGUGUUCAGGAAGUACGGGAGGCUCCACGCCGCGGGCUUCGCUUUCAAGGGAUCGCGUCCGGAGGAGUUCGAUGAGUUGAAGGCGGGAUUGAGGAACAAUUGGGCGAUGUUCGCCAGCACUCCUUUCCUGUCCGCCUCGCUGAAGGGGUCCGCCAAGACGUGGCGAGAGGCUUUGUUGAGGCACGACGAGCCCGAGUUAGCUGAGAGGCUGGAGAAGUACGUGGAAAAAGCUGAUAAGAUUUUUAUAGAAGCAGUUAGUUAUACUGGGAAGUAUGGAGUUUUCUUACACGGGGACGCUUGGAGUAAUAAUUUGAUGUUUAAAUACGACGAUAAGAAGCAGCUGGAAAACAUCUUCCUCAUAGACUUUCAAAUGAGCAGCGUGGGCUCGCCGGUGCUCGAUUUGAGUUACAGCUUCUACGCGUGCGCGGAUUACCACAGCAUGCUGGAUAAAUUAGAUGAGUUUCUUGAAGUUUACCACAAGAGCCUGAGCGAGGAGUUGCUGCGCUACGGCUCGAAGGCGGAGGAGGUUUAUCCGUUCGAUGUGAUGAAGGAAGAGUGGAAGAAGUAUUCGGUGUUCGGCCUGUUCAUGGGAUCUUUAAUGUGCUCUAUGAAGCACCGGGACACUACGAAGGAACUGCCGGACGUAAAUAAAAUUCUGAACGAUAGCGAUGCUGUGGAAAAGUACGGAAACGAUUAUAAUGAUGAAUACGCCAAGACUAUAGUUCUGUUAUUGAGGCACGCUUUGCAAAAUGAUUUUCUGUAGAUAAUAUGUGUGUAGAAUAAAACUCAUUUUCUCACCUUGUACAUAAUUUUUUCUACUAUCGCAAAAAUUACGUUAAAAUGCUUGAAUGGGCGUAAUUAACUACAAAUGUUUCUUGCAAUUAUUAGUACUUGCAUUUAAGCAAAUAUUGAAGUACGAGUAUUCAAAUAGGAAUAAUUUAUUUAGGAUUAUUAAAUAUUAAGUAAAUCUAUUUACAAAUAAUAGAGAUUUAAGUAACUGUGUAAAUACGUAAAUAAAUAUCACGAAUCAUCCUAAAUCAUGAUAAAUAUUACCUACUUAUUUAAAAGGAUCAGUCAUUUCCUCUGUAUUGUCAUCUUCGAAUGGUGCGGAUAGACCAAAAUUGAUUUCCACCGGUUGAUUCUAAAAAGAUCAAUGCAAUUGUAAAGAGUAUACAAGAUAUAUGAAAUAUUUGUUAGGAAAAUUGUAAAUACUCACUAUUAAUCUUUGAUCGUUCAUUUUGUCUCUAUAGCGUCGAUCAAAGAAGUGGCACUGAAACAUCCAAAGAAUUAAUACCACAAAAAUUACUCCAAUUAGCUAGCAAUAGAGUAUAGGCAACACUUUAUUAAAUAAUAAAGGAUUUUAAACUGAAAUUUUCUCACCUUGUAGAAAAUAAAUAUUACUAUAAGCAGUAGCAAUAACCCUGAAAUCGACGAAACAAUGUACACCCAAAGCGGAACAGUUUUCGGUCGAGACGACAGAAUUAAUGUUGUAGAAUGGCCUUCAAUUCUGAAAAAAAUGUACCCAAAAUGUACUCGAAAUAAAAAAAUAUUUACCUCGAGUACAUACCUCGUAUUAUUACUGCUGUAUAAAUAGGCUGAUGAUAUGAAUGCCGUAAUGUCUUUCGAAAGCUCUUGUUUUUGAAAGAUUACCUAAUAAGUUUUUGUUGGUUUUAAACUUCAGUGUAUAUUUGCCGCUUUCUGACGAUUUACUCAAAUAAUCUCCUUCACACAUUAAUGUUAAACAAUCCGCUCCUACUCCAAAGCAAUCCAACACAGCCGUUCUUGAUAAAGGAUAUUUAACUACAGAUGAAGUAUCGUAAGAAUGAUCGAAUUUCUCAGUUUCAUUCGUGUAGUAACAAGGUACAUCAAUACCCCUUAGACUACCCUGAAACAUCAACAACUUAUUAAACAACCCUUGUAUAAAUAAUUACACCUACCUCAGUUUCGAUCAAUUGGAAUACAUCAUCAUUACCAAUUUUCGCAAUGGGUACGAGAAGAUGGAUAUUUGAUUUAACAGGGGAAGGUCCGAAAUUACCUAAAGUGAAUGUGUGCACCAAUUCGAUAUCGUUGUUAGCAGAAUCGAUUUCUUCAUCCAAAUCGUAGUCUUCCGGAACGGAUUUCCUAAUUUACAGCGGUUAAAAAAUUUAGUAUUAAAGUUAAUAGAAAAAAUGAGAACUUACCCUUCGAUAUAGGGCGAAUUUUGAACGGCUAUCUUGAUUUUAAGGUUAACCUCUUCUUGCCCUUCGGACAUGUUAUCACCGAGGCACUCGACUUUAAAGUUUAUCUCGAAUUGUUCCUCUUCCGCUCCGAUGGCAUCGAUAUCGAAAUCGAUGAAUGUCUGAAACGAAUCGUCGUAAUCGAUUUGUGUUUUAAGGGGCCGGGACCAAACUUGCCUCUUUUUCUCGCCCCUUGGCCAAUUUCCUGGCGAGCGGGCAGGAAUAAGUCGAAUUUUCCACGGAGCAUUUUUUUUCUUCUCUGAGUUCCAGGGUUUUAGGUUUCGUUAUGAGUAACUGGCAUUGAUAAGCCGGUUCUCCAAAAUUUUUCGCCGAUAAUUUAACAUUGAUCGAUUUGGUUAGUCCCCAAAUAAUUGCGUU